Diachasmimorpha longicaudata is the source of this 1850-nucleotide messenger RNA. RefSeq lists its product as uncharacterized. The transcript is spliced from 3 exons. NCBI's taxonomy places the organism in Eukaryota, Metazoa, Arthropoda, Insecta, Hymenoptera, Braconidae. The coding region runs from base 231 to 1055 and encodes 274 amino acids. The record is from RefSeq and is a predicted model, not a curated record.
AUUAGGAAGGGGUAAUAUGGGAUGCGCGAGGGAGGUGGGGGAAGAGCGAAGAGGAGCAUCGAGAGGUCUGUGGGAGUCGCACUGGUACUUCCGUGGCAAUCGCAUCUUGAGAAAUAAAAAGGCGGACUGGGAGAACGAUUACAUCAGGUAACCGAAGUAGCACAUCAGCUGCUGAAACUCAGCAUCCAUCAAGUGGUUCCCGAACCUGACAGAUAAAUUAUUUAAAAAAAAUGUCGAGACCAAUACUGAGCAGGCCACGUACACGUGUGUACGGCUGCAAUUACGACAAGGGCGAGUCGUACUACAAGCCAAUGGUGGAUCAUCUCGAUCGUAAAUACAGCGGAAGGCCAUUAUUUCCGGAAGCUAGGACAUCAUUAGCUGAUGAGAUUGCAGCGAGACGUAGCGACAUCGGCAGCCGAGACUUGUCGGGGCCUAGAGCGAGCGCACGUGACCUUGACCUCGAAUUUGAUACACCCAGAUCCCGCACCCUCGCCCCAACCCUCCACGAGGAUGACGAGGAUACAGUGUACGACAUACGCGGACAGCGGACAAAUCGUCGCAACUUGUCCGAUGAUUUUGCGAGUGAAGUUGCGGCAACGACGCGACGCUUUAAAGCCCACGCAGCGAGUCUGAGUUACGACAGUGAGCAUUACGACGAUUUGCGUCGAAGUGUCGUCGAUCGGAGACAGGAGGUGAUGGAUAAAUUCACAGAGUCGGCGAAGAAUGCCCUGGAGGAGGCGGAUGUUGCAUUCAAGAGGCGCUCUAAAUUGCUGAGCGACGCCGAGGGCGAGAGGAGUGUCGCCAUAACCCGGUGGUCGAAGCUGGCGGAUGCGGAGACCGAGUCGUCAGGAGCUGCGUCACGCGCCCGUCAGACCAAGGCCCGACUCGACGAUCUUGAGAGUGAAAUGGAGGAAAUGGCCGAGAGACAAGCGAAACGCGAACGACGUGCUGCUGCUCUCAGGGCUCUCGUCAGCGAGUCCGCAUCAUGCGAUGAUUUCGUCCAGGAGUGCGUCAAGAAGACCGCCAAGAGCAGCGAGAAGCACGUGUCCUUCUAGGAUUGUUUCUAAUGUCCUUUCGUCCUCCUGUUCUGUUUGUCAUGACGUCCUUUCAUCUCGCUCUCUCUCUCUCUCUCUCACAUCCGCAGAAAAAUCUAAAUGAAAUUGCGAUUGAUUAUGAAGCGCAAAUAUUUGAACUUCAAUUAAAGAUCAGGAAAAAAAUUACGUUUAGGUUUUUCUGUCUGUAUUCUUUCGACCUACAAACGGAAGCAAAACGGACAUCUUUAGUAUUCGAUAAGUCCCCAUCGACAAAAAUAAUUGUGAAGUAUUUUUUUCAUUAGACCUUUGAUUGAUUUAAAUCCCAUCGUCUGGAGUCAUCGAUAAUUCAAAGAGGUCCGUUUUAGCUCGUCUUUCCUUACGUUUAUUUAAUACUCUACCCCGUCGGGGAGAUGCUAGGAAGAUUUUAAUGUAUUUUUUUCGUUCAUGGUGAUGUCGCGGAAGAAAUAAUUUCGCGGAAAACACCUGGAGAAUUCGCUAGGGAAUUCUAUUGGAAUUUUACAGUUUUCGGACGAUUAUUUAUUUUCGGAUGGAGAGAUUUCAUGGGAAAUAUUCUCCAGCGACACAAAGGGAUACAAAAAUAAAUACAAUGUUCAAUCAAAGUCCAAUAGAAUCCCAAUCAAAUUUUCUAUCGAAUUGACUCGGUUUUCCUCUGAUAUUUUUGUUCCCGCGUGAUGAACUGAGAUGAGUUAUCCUGAAUUCCAGGCUUGAUAUAUGUACGAUGAUGCUACCUGUUCGUGUGUACACUUUUGUCCCAUUUCGUCUUUACGAUAAAUAAAUGACUGGUUAUGGAAAUGA